Molecule: messenger RNA, 348 nt
Organism: Symbiodinium sp. CCMP2456
Lineage: Eukaryota; Dinophyceae; Suessiales; Symbiodiniaceae
Source: the annotation of a GenBank genome assembly
GAGAUUCGAUCACGCCUUCAAGAGUUGCCUGAGUGGAUGCUGGAAGGGCUGGAAGUCGUUCAGCUAAGCCGGCUUACCAAAAAGAAGCUCAGCUUUCCAUGUUAUGGAAUGCAGUGGGGUGCAGCGAUUUACCUCUACCCGAUGGAUGAGUCGUUGAUCGAGUACUUUCCGCAUCCUCCUCGACCAGAACAAGUGGUCGAAGCCAAGAUGUUCGGAGCGGUCUGGGAAGAAGACGAAGAUGGCUAUUGGCGUCUGGAAUGGACCGAAGACACCAUCAAAGACUUCUAUCUCAACAACGUGCUGAUUCACGAACUGGGUCACUUGUUGGAUACGCGAAACAACAACUAA